Vicugna pacos (alpaca) is the source of this 1515-nucleotide messenger RNA. It is a transcript of the gene LRRC75A, whose product is annotated as leucine rich repeat containing 75A. The record is from RefSeq and is a predicted model, not a curated record. Lineage: Eukaryota; Metazoa; Chordata; Mammalia; Artiodactyla; Camelidae.
CCCGGCCCCCGCCGCGAACGGCCCGACUUCUGGGCGUCGCUGCUGCUGCGCGCGGGGGACAAGGCGGGGCGCGCGGGCGCCGGCGCGGGGCUGCCCCCCUACCACCGGCGCGUCGGCAUGGUCCAGGAGCUGCUGCGGAUGGUGCGCCAGGGCCGGCGGGAGGAGGCGGGGACGCUGCUGCAGCACCUGCGCCAGGACCUAGGCAUGGAGUCGACCUCGCUGGAUGACGUCCUAUACCGCUACGCCAGCUUCAGGAACCUGGUGGACCCCAUCACACACGACCUCGUCAUCAGCCUGGCCCGCUACAUCCACUGCCCCAAGCCGGAAGGCGACGCGCUGGGCGCCAUGGAGAAGUUGUGCCGGCAGCUGACCUACCACCUGAGCCCCCACUCGCAGUGGAGGCCGCAACGCGGGCUGGGCAAGAGAAAGCCGCAGGCCUGCCUCAAGGCCGUCCUGGCCGGGAGCCCUCCGGACAACACAGUGGACCUGUCAGGCAUCCCACUGACCCCCCGUGACCUAGAGCGGGUGACCAGCUACCUGCAGCGCUGCGGGGAGCAGGUGGACAGCGUGGAGCUGGGCUUCACAGGCCUCACGGACGACAUGGUCCUCCAGCUGCUGCCGGCCCUCAGCACGCUGCCCCGGCUGACCACACUGGCCCUCAAUGGCAACUGGCUGACACGGGCCCUGCUGCGCGACCUCACCGAUGCCCUCAAGGACCCUAGCAGAUUCCCCAGUGUCACAUGGAUCGACCUGGGCAACAACGUGGACAUCUUCUCGCUGCCCCAGCCCUUCCUGCUCAGCCUGCGCAAGCGCUCCCCCAAGCAGGGCCACCUACCCACCAUCCUGGAGCUGGGUGAGGGCCCAGGUGGGGCGGACGAAGCCCGGGGUGAGACCGAGGGCCAAGAGGACCCUGGAGGGGGGCCUGCAGCCUCUGCCAAAGACCAGGGCAGGGAGACAGUAGGUGUAGCUCAGACGUGACAGGAAGUGGAGUCCUAGUGGGGCAGGAUGGCCAUGGCGGUCUGGGGGCUCAGGCUACCUCGAAACUGGCCUGGGUAGCACCGACCCGACCAUGGGAAGCCAGAUCGCAGCGUAUGGGAAGAGGGCUUCCUAAUUGCUCUUUGGUCCUCUCCAUCUCCCCCUUGUCAACCCUGUCUGCCUUUUGGCUCCUGGUAAGUCAUCCCUGGCUCAGGAGGCACCAACCCUCAGCCUCCCCAGACUUGUGGGUGCAAGGUCCGGGUCGGGGAUGCUGAAAGCUUGAGCUAAUGUGAAUGGUAGGAGUGUAGGUGGAGCCCUACAUCUAAGUCAGGGUUUUCCAAUCCUGAAUUUUAUUUCUUCUAUUCAGGCAGCAUACUCCAGCCACAUGCUGGACGUGCCUCUGACCAAGGCAGAUCAGAACCUCCCGGCUGAAGGCUGGGGCAGGGUAUGGGGUGCCAGAGGCCCCAGGGGCCUAGGCCCUACGUGGACUUCAGGCUGUACGCUGUCCACCUCCUUGUGGAGCCCUUGGAACCAACUUCC